CGUUGCUGCAUCUCAGAAACCAGAAGGCCAUUUCAGAUAAAACAGGUGGAACCAUUUGACGCUUUACUGUGGUGGACCAAACAGUAAUAGACUUGCGCCCAUAGACUUUAUCUGUAGUGACGGGGUAUAAGGAAAAUCAAGGAUUGACGGAAACCUUUCCAGACAUUUCUGGCCAAUAUUUUGAGGGUUCUUAAGCUUGUGACAGAUAGGGCGAAGAUGGAACAGAGGAGCGUGGAAGUGUUACGGUUAACUGCCGGGGAAACCACUGCCUUGGUCCCAGGGGUUAACCUGAUCUGUAAGGAAAGAGGCAACUUUAUCAUUUACAAGGAUCCAGCGAACACCGAGGAACCGUACAAGGCUUGUCGAAACAUCUGCAAGCAUCAAGGCGGCACGUUUGUUAGAGAUGUGGAAGAUUCCACCUGCAGUAUUCUGCGAUGCACCAAGCACGGCUGGAAGCUAGACUCCUCCAGCAUGAAGUAUGUCAACCCUCCGGACAGCUUCAAACAGGACAAGUUAGUUCCAGAGUUAGACGAAGAUGGGGGAUUAGCCUUGGUGGAGCUGAUUCCGCCUAAACCGUGGGACAACGACGCGAGACGCCCGCAGACUAUCCGACUCGGAGAAGUGCAGUUGACGUUUUUCGCGCAUGCGUGUAUGGAGCUGAAGUUGGGAGACAAGACGAUGUUUUUCGACCCGUGGCUGACUGGACCCGCCUUCGCCAGGGGGUGGUGGCUUCUGCACGAGCCGCCCUUUGAUUGGCUGGAGAGGCUGUCACGUGCUGACCUCAUUUACAUAAGUCACGUACACUCGGACCAUCUGAGCUACCCGACUCUAGCACUGCUGUCGGAAAAGAACCCAAACAUCCCGAUCUACGUUGGAGACACGGCUAUGCCGGUAUUCUGCAAGCUGGAGCAGAGCGGGGUCCAACUGAACAACAUCAACGUCUGCAGUUUUGGUGUGUGGCAAGAGAUCAAUGCUGACCUCCGCUUCAUGAUCCUGAUGGACGGCGUACAUCCUGACAUGGACACCUGCAUCUUGGUGGACUACAAGGGCCACCUGAUCCUGAACACCGUGGACUGCACACAGCCUAACGGUAUGCAGCUGCCCAAGAAUGUGGACAUCAUGAUGAGUGACUUCGCAGGGGGUGCAUCCGGGUUCCCUAUGACCUUUAGUGGAGGACGAUACACAGAUGAAUGGAAGGCCAGGUUCAUUGCCACUGAGCGAAAAAAGCUGCUGUACUACAAAACACAAGUAGUGCGUGAUGUUAACCCCAAAGUCUACUGUCCUUUCGCUGGCUACUUCGUGGAAGCGUAUCCUGGCGACAGGUACAUCCGUGAAACCAACACGAAGAACAGCGCGGAGCAGUUGAACUCUCUCAUCAACAGGUAUUCCGACCACAUCAUCACCUGGACACCCAAACCUGGCGCUAUCCUGGACCUGGCACUCAUUCUGGACGACACCGUGGAUCGCAGACGUGCAAUUGUGGAUCCUCCCCCGGGAACUAGGAUCUACAAAGACAACUGGGAUUUCGACUUCUACAUUAACAAGAUCAAUGAGAGCAUAGCAAGCGAGAUUUUCGCCUUCCCAGACUGGAUCCGGUUCUACUACGAGUGGGCGGGGUUCAGAGACUACAACCUAGUUCUGCGGAUGAUAGAAACAGAUGAAGACUUCCAUCCUAUCGAGGGAGGGUACGACUUUCUGGUGGAUUUCGAAGACCUGAGCUUCCCCGAACAGCGACCGAGUAGGGAGCAUGCGUACUUGGAGAUCAAGAACCGGAUCGGAGUCCACCGCCAGACAGUUCUGAAGGGUCUGUUUUGGGACGACCUGUACAUCGGCUUUCAGAACAGGAUAUCUCGUAACCCAGACACGUUUCACUUCAGGUUCUGGAACCACAUGCAGAUCCUUCUUCCACAGCAGCCACCUGAUUGGCCAGGCUUCCUGCGCAGACAGCGCCUGAUUCAUUUCGAGAGACCGUCAGACAAGAACGACUCAAUUGUUCCCCGUCUACUGCAGAAACUGAGCAAGGCGAAGGCUCUUCUCGUUCCCGGGAUUAUCGCAUCGCUGGCAACGGUUGUUUACUUCGCGAUCACCAUGACAACUAAGCAAUAAAACAAUACACAUUCUUUUUGAAGAAAUAUGGGAUUCAAGUGAGGCAUUUCGUACACAAAUCGUUCCACGUGUUCUUCAAUUCAUCUAUCGUUUUCCACUUCUAUUUCUUGAACAUACAUAAUCAUCAUAAAUUAUAUAGAGGUUAAACAAAACGAUCAUGACUUAAGUCAAUAUAUACAACUUAACUUAUGUACAACUUAUGUACAACUGGUGGAUGUGGACUGGUCAGUGUUUUUAUACUGGGUGGCAGGGUGUUCAUAGAUUAAUGUUAAGAAAUGUUUGAAUUUUACUAUCUGGUACAUGACUUUAUUGUGAAUAUUGCAAGUGAGGAAAUCGCACCCCAUUGCACUAGUAGAUACACGAAAGAAAGCCUUGGAAUAGUGCUUAUUUAGUACGUUAUGUUAAUUCAGAUAUUCAUGCAACAAGUAACUAUAUCAAGGGUCAACCAAACAACGCACAUACAUUCUUACCCCAUCUAAAACUUGAAAAAAAAUAGUAUUCCGACCAACCCAGGAAUGUCCAGGCACAUAUAGGUCACUAAUAGCAUUUGAAUAUGUACAUGGGGUAAGAGAAUGAGUACUACAAUAUAUAAUGCAAUAUGUACUACAAUAUAUAAUGCAAAUUCAAUACAAUACAAUACACGUAGCGUAGCCAUCAUUUCUGUACUUAGGGAACUGGUAAGGAGGCAUUGUGAGUUCCGAACUGGUAGAUGUUAGCAUCGCAGCCCAGAAACUAAUGUAUAUACAUGAUUUCUUGAAUGUACAAUCUAGUCGCUGGUAUGUAUCUGUCAUGCGAACACGUCACUUACAAUGCAGAAUAAAUAUGCAUGUAGCACACC
Messenger RNA from Branchiostoma belcheri (Belcher's lancelet), 2944 nucleotides. Its product is annotated as cytidine monophosphate-N-acetylneuraminic acid hydroxylase-like. The transcript is spliced from 16 exons. Gene Ontology annotation, molecular function: 2 iron, 2 sulfur cluster binding. NCBI's taxonomy places the organism in Eukaryota, Metazoa, Chordata, Leptocardii, Amphioxiformes, Branchiostomatidae. The record is from RefSeq and is a predicted model, not a curated record. Bases 217 to 2106 code for a protein of 629 amino acids.